Molecule: messenger RNA, 5500 nt
Organism: Polypterus senegalus (gray bichir)
Lineage: Eukaryota; Metazoa; Chordata; Cladistia; Polypteriformes; Polypteridae
Gene: celf1
Product: cugbp, Elav-like family member 1
Exons: 14
Coding region: 243-1748 (501 amino acids)
Biological process (GO): regulation of alternative mRNA splicing, via spliceosome; mRNA splice site recognition
Cellular component (GO): nucleus; ribonucleoprotein complex; cytoplasm
Molecular function (GO): mRNA 3'-UTR binding
Source: RefSeq, a predicted model, not a curated record
UUCAGAUUGGUAUGUGCGGGAGAGGCAGCCAUUUCGCCAUUACCGAGUGCGCCUUGUGACUGGAAAAAGCAGAAGGCAGAGAGGAGCUGAUCGGAAGAGUAAUCACCCAGCCGAAUCACAGAGACAGACCAGAGGGAAAGGAAAGGAGACGGAAGAAAAGGGGAGCCAAGAAGAGCAGCGGCGCAGGGACGGGACGCAGCACAGCAGUCCAGUGGGAGUCGCGCCUCGGGAGAGCUAAGAAGAUGAAUGGGACACUGGACCACCCGGACCAGCCAGACAUCGAUGCCAUCAAGAUGUUUGUGGGUCAAAUUCCACGCACCUGGUCUGAGAAGGAACUCCGAGAACUAUUUGAACCGUAUGGUCCUGUUUAUGAAAUUAAUGUUCUCAGAGACAGAAGUCAAAAUCCCCCACAGAGCAAAGGUUGUUGUUUUGUAACAUAUUAUACUCGUAAAGCAGCAUUAGAAGCACAAAAUGCUCUUCACAACAUGAAGAUACUUCCUGGGAUGCAUCACCCCAUUCAAAUGAAACCUGCAGACAGUGAAAAGAAUAAUGCUGUGGAAGAUAGAAAACUUUUUGUGGGAAUGAUUUCAAAGAAGUGUAAUGAGAAUGACAUCCGGCUUAUGUUUUCACCAUAUGGGCAGAUUGAAGAGUGCAGGAUAUUGAGGGGUCCUGAUGGCUUGAGUCGAGGUUGUGCAUUUGUGACCUUUACUGCAAGGCAGAUGGCCCAGUCUGCCAUUAAGGCAAUGCACCAAUCACAAACAAUGGAUGGCUGUUCUUCUCCAAUUGUUGUGAAGUUUGCUGACACACAAAAGGAUAAGGAACAGAAGCGAAUUGCACAACAGCUCCAGCAGCAAAUGCAGCAACUCAGUGCUGCCUCCAUGUGGGGAAACCUGGCUGGGCUAAAUACACUGGGGCCCCAAUACUUAGCACUUUAUUUACAGCUCCUGCAACAGACUGCAUCUUCUGGGAACCUGAAUGCACUCAGCAGCCUUCACCCAAUGUCAGGGUUAAAUGCCAUGCAGCUGCAGAAUCUGGCUGCUUUGGCAGCUGCUGCUAGUGCCACUCAGAACACCCCAAGUGGCACAAAUGCCCUGACAAACUCGAGCAGUCCUCUCAGUGUCCUCACCAGCUCAGGUACGGGACAGCAGGCUCAUUCCUCCUGGGAAACAUACAAGGCUGGCUCUUCUCCAAACUCAAGUGGAAGCUCUUCAGUGAACCCCAUGGCUUCGCUCGGAGCUCUACAGUCACUAGCAGGUGCAACGGCAGGGUUGAAUGUGGGUUCGUUAGCAGGGAUGGCGGCUCUAAAUGGAGGGCUAGGUGGGGGGGGCCUGUCGAAUGGGACGGGAAGUACAAUGGAAGCCCUGAGUCAGGCCUAUUCAGGCAUCCAGCAGUAUGCAGCUGCUGCCUUACCAUCGCUCUACAAUCAGAGCCUACUUACACAACAAAGCCUGGGAGCUGCUGGCAGCCAGAAAGAAGGUCCAGAGGGUGCAAACCUUUUUAUAUACCACCUACCACAGGAGUUUGGGGAUCAGGAUCUUCUGCAGAUGUUCAUGCCUUUUGGAAAUGUCAUCUCUGCCAAGGUCUUCAUUGACAAACAGACUAACCUCAGCAAGUGUUUUGGUUUUGUAAGUUAUGACAAUCCUGUCUCAUCCCAGGCUGCGAUUCAGUCGAUGAACGGUUUCCAGAUUGGCAUGAAACGCUUGAAAGUUCAACUGAAAAGAUCCAAAAAUGACAGCAAACCAUACUGAGCUUUCCUUUCAAAUGGACUUGGUUAGAAAUGUUCUCUGAGUUUUUAUGGACUUGCCCACAAGAACUUUUCUUGGAAUGUCGAGUGAGUAUGGGGAGUGAUUAUUGUCAUAUUUUAAAGUUUUUGGAAAACUUCAAACAUUUUGAGCGUGCAUAUCUAGAGUUAAGGUUAAGCCAGGAGUCUGAGUAAAACAAUGAAUUAGAUACUGAUUAUGUAAUUAGUCUAAGUGAAAACUUUCAGCCAUGUUUGCCCUUAGGAACCAAGUUUCCCCAACUACUGGGUUAGUGCUGCCUCCUCAAUAUCAAUGCAGAGGGUGAGUUUUUGACACUUUUGGUUCACAUAGAAUCACUGAGCAAGCAUGUAACUGGGCAUGGUCAGGUGAACUGGCCUAACAUCAGGCCCUUGUAUUUGUACAAGGACCUUCCAGGAUAACAUCAGCCUCUGUAAAAGUGUGUGCCAAAAGUGCUAUGUUUACAAUUUUGAAAGGGGCUAAUGAAAGUCCUGAUUAAAACUAGGGCUUGAAAUUGUGUCUGACUUAAUGUGUUUAAUUUUCCUGCAUAUAAAGGACUGACUUUUUAGUUUACUUUUAUGUUUUUUUUAGUUUUUUUUUUUUUUCUUUUUUUCAUUGUUCCUGAUUAUCCCCUGGAAGAAGGGGUUGUUACUGAAAUGACAUAUUCAUUUCGGUGUUUUUAUAGUUACAGUAAUUGCAUAGCUCUCUCUGUCUCUCAUCUGUAACAGAGACCAUUUGGGUGGUGGGUUUCUGCUAACACAUCUGCUUUCUCACUCUGUUUCUCUCUAGAGCUGAGACCAGAUAACAGUGUGUGUUCAGCUCUCAGGAUAUGCCACAGUAGCAUGUGGAACUGUCUAAUUGAAAGAAUCCUUAGGAGUGUUUGACCUAGGUUAAAACUGAGGGAAAGCCAAUAAUAGUGUUUGUCACUGAGGCACAAUCCUAUUGAAGAGAGAGAGACAGAGAGGGGCAGGCAGUCACAAUUAAUACAAUUUUACAAGAAAGUCUUCAUCGUCUGGAUAUGUUGUUCUGGGCAGACAUAGCAGCCUUUUGUCCCUCCCACUGCAGCACUGAGGUGAGGGUUAGGGUUCAAGCCAUGUUGUUCAAAUAUGAAGCUUCCAUUAUGCCUGCUAAUGGGUGCAGUGAGAGAAGGAAGCAUGGUCUUUGUCUAGCUCUGCUGCUUUCCAGCAUUGUCAUUUCAGGGGACAUGUAAGAAAAGUGCAGGAAAUCAGCAUGGCUGGUGGAGUGACCAUAUGUAUGUAUUUAUGUGUGUGUGUGUGUGUGUGUUUUUUUUCUGUGAUGUGUUCUCCAGUUUCAUCUUUUAGUGACGGAUCGCAUGUGCUGCCUCUCUCUGCCAUGUGUCUCAUUGGUGUCCAGUGUCAGAUGAAUGAUUGACUGCCCCAUGCAAAGAUGGUCAUUUAUGAUUUACUUUCUCCUCUCCUUUUUAGUUGUUGCUUUAACUAGCCUGUUCUCCCUUUUUUGUUUUGUUUUAUUCUAGAUCUCUCCGUGCCCGUUUGUUCAUCGUGUGCCUAGCAUGUCGAUGUGGCGUCAAAAGUUCAUCGUCCAGUCCUUGUCCUCUGAGCUUCUCUGAUGCUUGAAACUCUCACCUUUGACCUUGUGUUACCUUUUGACGCUUAUUAAUUAUACAAUUUUUUGUUUGUUUUUUCAUUUCUGUUGUUUGUGCUGCCAGUCAGUUGUGCUAGGAAGACUGCUGUGAUGAAAAAAGAUAAAAACUUGACUCAAUUUGAAGUUGCCAUUUGAAUAUUGUUAUGAGUGCGUCAGAGAAUCUAUUUUUCUAGGACUUGAAAUAACCACUAGAUUUUUGCAAAAGUAUUUUUUUGGCUUGAGUUGUGUGCGUUCUGGGUUCACUUGUGUUGCUCCCUACCUGAGCAGUCUUCCUAGCACAUCAUGUGUAGUUUUAUGUGUACAAGCAGCCAGCAGUUUGAUAAAUCUACUCUGUGUUUCUCUCUCUCUCUCUCUCUCUCUCUCUCUCUCUCUCUCUCUCGUUCCUCACCUUUUUGUUAGAAUGUCCGUCACAUUUUGCUGCGACUGAGGAUGACUUUGUACUUUUGUGCUUUAGGGUAGGUUGGCAUGAUGUGUUUGGGGAGUUCUGUGUUAAAUGAGUGGCACCAUUAUUGGCUAUUUUAAGUUGCCCCUUUCCAAAGCGUUUCCUGUCAUUUUGUGGCAUAUUUUUUUUAUUUCUUUUUUGUGUAUCUGCAUUUUUUUGUUUUCUGAAGUGAAAAUUCUUUAUAAAAUAAGAAAGAAUUGUAUUGUCACAAAUUGAGUUUUGUAUUAUCUUACAUGCAUGUUUUUGUUAACUGCACUGAAAUCCUCAGCAAAAUGUGAUUUUUGUUUUUAUUUUCUUUGUUUUUUUGUUUUUUUUUUUAAGAAUCAAAUAGUGCCAAAUGUUGUGCAUGUUGCCGUUGAUCACCAAUUCUUGUGUAUCUCUUUUUAUUUUUUUUACCCUCCUUUAUCUCUGGUGUAAAAACAUAAAAAAAUAAGUUUUGGUUUAAUAGUUCAGUCUUACUUGUCAAUUUGGCAGAUCACUCAGAGCCAUUAAUGGCCAUUUGAGUGAGUGCGUGUGAAUGUGCGGGAGACUGUGUCCUAAUCCUGUCUUUCAUUUGUUUUGUGAAAGGGAUCUUUUUGCAUCAGUGUUUACAAAUUCUAUAAGGUUUAGAGUCACUUCUACAGAAAAGGCAUCCCACACUAAAAAGGGCAUCAUGGGCCGAGACUGCCUUCCCAAAAGGCUUUUAGCCUGAAACCUUCUGCCCUCUCUCUCUCUCUUUCUGAAAGCGAAUAAUAUUGAAUUUACUUUUAGUUUUGGAUUUACUUUUAUUUUUUUCUUGAGUUUGGAAAAGAAAAAAUGUAAGUAUAUUCGUCCACAUAAUAGGUUAUUAGAGAAAAGAAGGCCCAUGCCCUGUCCCCUUUGUGACGGUGGAUGCUGCUGGUGGCAGUCCUACUCCUCAGAAUUUAGAUUAUGAACACUCCUCACCUGCGACCUGGUGGCUCGGACCACCCUGCCACUCCUUUUUUACUUGUCGGCUCACAGUGUUGCCAACCAGUUUUAUUUUCUCAUUUAGAGUUCCAACCCUUCACGUAGCUUUUGAAAACUUGUGGAAAAUGAUAGGGCACUUCCUGAUCCUGGGUUUAGCCUCCCACUUUCCUCUGCCUAGCUGCUUUUAUUUUAUUUUUUUCCUGAAUUCAUCUGAGAGAAACCUGUGGGAUUUUUUCUUUUUUUUUUUUGGUACCAAGUGAUUGUAUUUAACAUGAGGUUUUGUACAGUUUCGUUUUGUUUUUUGCCUUUUCUACUAGAAAAAACAUAUAAAAACUGUUUCACAAUGUGAACUGAAAAUGAGCUGAAAACCUUGUAGAAUUUGCCACUAUGACCAAACUUAACAGUCUGUACUGCAGUAAGAUUAUGAAUUUUUUGGAAUAAAAACUCUGUGAAGUCUUCAUUACUUCUAAUUAUUAAAAAAGAAAGCUUUUUUAUUUUUGAAAGUUGUUUGUGUGGUUUUGAUGUUAAACAAAAAGAAAAAAAAACUUUAAAAAAAAAAGUUGCUUUUUUUUGAGCGCAGUUUGUGUAGUUACAAAUUUGAACAAGCGAGCCUUGGUUUACGGGGUUUCUUACUUUUUUGUCUUGACUGGGGUACUGAGCUGUUUUAAUUGCACACGCAGCAGGCACUUGUUUUGUAUGCCACGUGUGCUGCCAAUUCUUGUUAUUUACAAUUAAACUGUUUGAGAAGAUC